GGUAGAGCAUAAUUAUAGUAAGAGCGCUGACUCCCCUGCACUCUUCCUCCAUCACUGUGCUCUGUUCACAUGCACACGCAUACAGACACGCACACACACACACACAAGCGUGCACGCAGACUCACACACGCACGCACUAGUCUCGCUCACACUCACAUGCAGGCGUACUAUCACUCACCUACGGUAUAACUUCACUCCCUAUUUUACUGUCAGACAGAAACGCAAUCGCAACACACAGUAUACUACAACAGCAGGAGACAGCCCUGGUCCUCAGACGGCGGUGAUGUGCGUGGAGCGUUUGCACGGGCGAUGAAACGAUAGAAGAAGAAAGAGAGAAAAGGGGGGGGGGAUCCGUUCAGGCUGUUCUGCGGAGCGCUGACGGCAUGCGGCUCUGCGCGGAUUGCAUCCUCGGGGGACGGUCCUCACACUGAUGGAUGAUAACGGACAGCCGGACGAGUGCGCGGACGGGGCCGUCCAGUCCUGCAGCCAUGAGGGGGCCAUCCUGCGGCCUCACGCAGCGCUCAGACCGGGCCAGCUGGGGACCGGCGACGUCCCUGCGGCCGAUCCCAGCCAGCACAACAUGCACGAUCCCCCUUGGGAUGAGGCAUGGGAGGAGGUGCAGGAGGAGGUGCUGCUGCUGAAUCAGAUGAAAGACAUGGACAGGUCUCCUGUGGGUGGUGCCGAGGAGAUGUCCGUCACCAAGCUUUGGGAGCAGCUGACCCAGAGAGACCAAGAACUGCGCCGUGCUAAGGAGGCCUUGCAAGCGAUGAAGGCUGACCGGAAGCGCUUGAAAAUGGAGAAGGAAGACUUGGAGAAGCAGAUGCAGGAGCUGUAUGCCACGCUGGAGAGCCGCGAGGAGCAGCUCAGAGACUUCAUCCGCAACUACGAGCAGCACAGGAAGGAGAGCGAGGAUGCUGUGAAGAUGUUGGCAAAGGAGAAGGACCUGCUGGAGAGAGAGAAGUGGGAAUUAAAGAGGGAGAGCAAAGAAGCAAUAGACUGCGCCAACAUCCUGCACUCCAAGCUGCAGCUGAGAGAGAAAAGGAGCAAGGAGCUGGAGGCUGAACUCAGCACUGCAAAGCAGUCCCUGUGCAGCCUCACCAAGGAUGUCCCCAAGCGCCAUUCCCUAGCCACACCCACUGAGCUUGUUACCCCUGGAAACCAGGAAUGGACGAAACAGGCAGAACUGCCCCUCACUGCCGCCAUUAGACAGAGUCAGCUGACCCUUUGCCACGGGCAAGCGAUUGUGAGGAACAGCAUAUGCCACUCGCGCCAAUCAUCCAUCAUUUCUGACACCUCUGCUACCGAGGGCGACCGUUCCUCCUCCCCCAGUGACACCAGCUCCCCCCACCACAGGACGCACUCCCCCUGCAAUUCAAUGGAGGACCUGGAGGAGCAGAAGUGUAAGAAAAAGAGGGAGGUGCUGAGUUUGGGCUCGCUGUCUCGUGUUUUUUCCCGGGUAAAGCAGCACAGGUCUGUGGACCCAGGUUCAAAAUCUGCUACACUGCCAUCUGCUGGUCAUGAUAUCACACAGCAGCUCAGGUGGGUCCUUGGACAUUGCUCAUGCCAGGUGUGUGAUUCCCUUUACCCAACAAUCUCUAGUGUACCAUUCGGGACUGUCUGAAGUACUAAUCAUAUCAAGGUGGUAUACUAAAGCUCUCUUAUGAAUCACCUUGAGAAUAUUACAUUCAAACCUGCUAAGGGCGAUAUUACUGGGGGACAAAAGGCUUCCGAUCAGGUUAAGGUGUGAGUAUUACAAUGGGGCCACUGGAAGUUGUGCAGGGUGGUGGUGUGUGUGCGUGCGUGCAUGCGUGUGCAUGUGUUUUUGGUUAUGUAUGUAAGCAAAUCAGACCUCUGACAAGAUCCACAUGAAUUGGAAAUAGGAAAGCAGAGCUAAUCUGCAGUGAUUUCCUUGGGUUAAAUGCUUUUGAUUCAAACAUGUUUUGACUCCUGUACUCACCUUCUAUUAGCAAUCUGAUUGCCCUGUCCCAGCUGUGUGCUUAUUUUGUUCCAGUUCUCUGUUCAGAAACCUAAGGUCUAGAAAGAUUCUUUAAAAAUAAGCUGUGCCUGGCAGGUAGGGUGGGCGACAUCAAUAACAAGAGCCUCUGUGAAUGAUAUUUCACUUUGCCAAUGAGCCUGGCCUUUUAGCAAUUUGUUAACCCCACAGCAUUGCAGAGUGGCAGACCAGGGUUCAGUUCACACAUUCAACGAGUGUCGUUCACCUCCUUGAGCAUUACCUGCUUGCCAUAGCAUAGUCAUUAUUAUACUUUGUACAGCCCAAUGCCUUAUAAUUGCACAAACCAGUUUGUUUUGUGUCCCAGCAGGCUUUGCUUCCACAAAGAUGACCUCUCCAGGAGUACUGACUGUGAUCAUUAAUGCGGUCUGACAUUUCUAAGCCCAGAUUUAAUGAUCUGUCUUUAGAGUGAAAUGAUCCUGGAAACGAGUUGGAUUGGAUAAUCCAAGAUAAUCCCUGCAGAAAAUAAUUAACCCAUAUGAGAGAACUGGCUAAUCUCCUGGAUAAUUAGAAGUAAGCAUGUGUGUAUAAAAAACAUAAAAGCCUUUUUUUUUUUCUGAGAUAUAACUAUGAAGCUCAUGCUAUGAUUUCUCUGCCCCUCUAUACAUAAUUGAUAUGGUUUUUCUCUAGAUCUUUCCUUACAAAAUAUUUUAUAUGGCUUUUAUAUACAAGUGCUGAUAGUGCAUUGGUGUAUUUUGCAAAGGAUAGUUGCUUGGCCAGCUCUAUAGUGCCUGAUCAGAGUUGAAUUGUGUAAUUUGUUAUGCAUGGCAAGUAUAUCACAUUUUUGGAAGAAAAAAAAACAGUAUUGUAUAUUAAUUUUGGAUUUUUUUUUUUUUUUUUGGAAAUCCCACUAUUAGCCUUGAAAAUGUAAAAUUGUGUGCUGUGUCUUGUGUAUAGUGUCUUAUCCACAAAAUAAAAUAAUGUAUUUAUCAGAAGAAUGACAUAAAAAUGUGAUAUAAAAUUAGGCAGAGUGGUCUGCUCAAAGAAAUUUUCAUAUUAAUAAAGUAUGUAAACAUGCUGCUGUUGA
Anguilla rostrata (American eel) is the source of this 3038-nucleotide messenger RNA. RefSeq names its product kazrin, periplakin interacting protein b (gene kaznb). The transcript has 9 exons. The record is from RefSeq and is a predicted model, not a curated record. Bases 431 to 1621 code for a protein of 396 amino acids. Lineage: Eukaryota; Metazoa; Chordata; Actinopteri; Anguilliformes; Anguillidae.